GAGAACAUAAUCAAAGGGAACGGUGUCACUUUGCGUCAUUAGCUCCCCAUAGCUCGCCAGGACCAGUCAUAUCAUCAGGUCCAGUGUCCAGCUGCAAUGUCUUCUGACCAACCUCCUAUCACAUCGGCCUAUUAUUAUUGUUGCGCACCCCGAUAUCGCAACGGCUGCCUUAUCUAUUCUCUAUUCUAUCAAUUAAUGAGCCAUUUGGCUUCAAGAUUGCAUGCUCAUGCAAUGUCAACGACAGAUAUGAGUCCCACCACUCCAGCGCUGUUCAACGUAUAAAGGGAAUGCUGCAAUUCUUUGCAUAUCAUACCCACACCAUCGACCCUAUUAAUUACAAUGGCGCCUUCAGUUGCUGACAUUUCGCCUUCUGUCACAGACAACGUUGUCGAUCUCAAGUUAACACCCGCAAAGCAGGAUAAUGGCCCGUCAUACCCCUUCUAUUACCCCUAUUAUGAUGCGAACGAGAAGUUCCCUCCAACCCAAGUCUAUGAGCACACGGACCCUGGUGCCAAGGCGGACCGUGCUAAGCCGCACCUAUUGACACCCGAUACAAAUGUUAGCCAUCUGAGCCCUUUCCUCGGGACCGAGAUCUCCGGUGUACAAAUUUCCCAACUGAGCGAGGAAGGCCUUAAUGAGCUCGCUCUGUACGCCGCGGAAAGGAAGGUCCUUAUCUUCCGUGAUCAGGACUUCAAGGAUAUUGGUCCUGAUAGGCAAAUUGAGAUCGCCAAACACUUUGGUCGAAUCCAGAGGCACCCGACCUCCGGGAACGUCAAGGGAUACCCAGAGUUUCACGUCGUUUAUCGGGGUGUCGAACAUGACAGGCUGAAGGAGGUCAUCCCUGACGAACGCAUCAACCGCACCCAAUGGCAUUCCGAUGUUUCCUACGAGAAACAGCCCGCCGGGACCACUUUCUUCUUCGUUCUGGACCAGCCAGAAGUCGGCGGCGACACGCUCUUUGCAUCUCAGGUAGAGGCAUACAACCGCCUUUCCCCUGAGUUCAAGAAACGCCUUGAAGGCUUGCGCGCCGUACACAGCGGCUUCGAGCAAGCAGAGGCCUCCCGCAGGCGUGGCGGGAUUGUACGUCGAGAGCCUAUCCAAACAGAGCAUCCCCUCGUUCGCCGGCACCCCGUGACUGGAGAGAAAGCGCUCUAUGUGAACCAAGGCUUCACGCGGCGCAUCGUCGGCUUCAAGGCUGAGGAAUCUGAGUACCUCCUGAAGUUCUUGAUCGAUCACAUUGCGAAGGGUGCGGACUUCCAAAUUCGUGCGAGGUAUAAGCCUGGCAGUGUUGUUGUCUGGGACAACCGAGUCACUGUGCACUCUGCGACUGGAGACUUCAACCCUGGUGAGAGGAGGCAUGCGGUUCGCCUCACACCUCAGGCUGAGGUUCCGACCGAAUUGUAG
Messenger RNA from Suillus clintonianus, 1404 nucleotides. RefSeq lists its product as uncharacterized. Gene Ontology annotation, cellular component: cytoplasm. The record is from RefSeq and is a predicted model, not a curated record. NCBI's taxonomy places the organism in Eukaryota, Fungi, Basidiomycota, Agaricomycetes, Boletales, Suillaceae. Gene Ontology annotation, molecular function: 2-oxoglutarate-dependent dioxygenase activity. The transcript is spliced from 9 exons. The coding region runs from base 340 to 1404 and encodes 354 amino acids.